Molecule: messenger RNA, 6527 nt
Organism: Electrophorus electricus (electric eel)
Lineage: Eukaryota; Metazoa; Chordata; Actinopteri; Gymnotiformes; Gymnotidae
Gene: prpf4ba
Product: pre-mRNA processing factor 4Ba
Biological process (GO): peptidyl-threonine phosphorylation; mRNA cis splicing, via spliceosome; peptidyl-serine phosphorylation
Molecular function (GO): ATP binding; protein serine/threonine kinase activity
Source: RefSeq, a predicted model, not a curated record
AGUGUCAGCAACCUGCUGAGUACACAGGGACAGAGUGAAAGCCAAGCUUGUGUUGUCGUUAUGAUUAUCAAAGCGUGUAUGUGAUGCGCUAGGAUUCUCUAACGAUAGAAGAUGUGGACAAUUCUGACAGAAGUGGGAUUGUGUCUGGUGAAGAGGAAGACAACAGAGUUGGGAAAUUUGAGGACUUGAAGUGUGACAGCAUGGAGAAACACAAGCGAAAAAAACACAAACAUCAUAGCAAGCACAGAAAACAAAAGCAUUCGUCACUCGAGGAGAAGGAACAUAAACACAAGCACAGACACAAGCAUAAAAAACACAGACGCCAAGAUCCUUGCAAGACAGAUGAUGGCGAGUGCCUCGUGGAGGACACGAUAGAGAUGCUCUCCCUGAAGCGUGCCAGACUGGAUGACCUGGCGGCGUUGGAGGACUUGGAGAAGCAGCGGGCCAUGAUCCAAGCAGAGCUUGAUAAUGAACUGUUGGAGGGUAGGGUGCAGUCAGGAAUGGGUCUGAUUCUGCAGGGGUAUAACUCUGGUUCAGACGAGGACGCUGAGAUGCAGGAGAAAGCAUGCAAUGGUGAGGAACAGAGGGAGACACUGGAGAGGCCGGACAUGGCUGAGGGGUCAGGGAGCUACCCCUCCGCCACAGGCCCAGAGAGUCAGCAUGACUGUAGAGGCAUGGGAAAGCUGGGUUCCAGGCAGCGUGGCAGGAAUAAGUCCAAGGAAAGGCCCGUCAGUCUGAUCAGGUCAGAUCAGAGGAGGACGACUGGCUCGGGUGACGAGGGAGCUAGAGAGCCCAGCUCUUCAACACAGAGGGGGUCGUCAAGCAGCGUCCAGCAGUCCGGAGAGAGGCGGCAGAGGUCCAGAUCUCCUGUACUGUCGCGGAAGCCAGAGUCUCUUCACAAGGUUCGCCGUUCACAUUCUGAGGAGGUGGAGAAGGGGAUUAGGCGAGCCGCUUCGCCCUCAGUCGCACAGCCUGGGAGCAGACGAAGCUCCGACCAACCCACCCCACCCGAGAAGGCCACACGCUCCACAUCCAAAGACAGACACGGAGGUCGUCCUGAGUCGGACCGCAAACGGGACAGGGAAAUGUCGUCUCCUUCAAAGGAAGUCUCCUCGGGCAAGGAGAACAGAUCUCCCCACAGAAAGCAAAGUCCAGCCCAGCACAGAUCCUCUCAUUGGAGCAGAGAACAUUCUCCUCAACAGCCUCCCAGCAGCCUGAGCAGCGAUAGGGGGUCCAAGCGCCACCACUCUGCACCCCGCAACAGAUCUCCGGCUGACACCAGGGGGCGCUCACGGUCUACAGAAAGGAGAUGGAGAGACUCCGACCGGAACAGACUCUCGUCUGCCAGGAGGCGCUGUCGGGGCGAAGCAGGCAGGUGCAGCGCGCCGGACUCCAGGCGGAGGCCGAGCGUUUCGCCCCUCAGGUGCAGGACCCGCUCCCCGAGGAGACACUCCAGCCGCUCCCCUCCUCCCAGACGCAGGUUUGUGGAGCGGGACAGGCUGGACCACAGGCAGCAGACACACUCAGGAUCACAGGAAAGGAGGAGGAGGGACAGAGAUAAGGAGGACAAGUUUAAAGGCAGCCUGUCUGAAGGCCAGAGGGCGGAGCAGGAUGAAUCGGAAGACGAAGUGCUGGAGGAUUAUGAUGUCGAUGAAGAAGACGAGGAAGCUUUGAUUGAACAGAGACGACUGCAGCGCUUGGCGAUUGUGCAGAAAUACAAGGAACUAAAGGAGGACAGCGUGAAGUCGGAGGCCGGCAGCGCUCAGAGUAGCCCUCGCAGUCGCUCGGCCUCCCCGGACGAUGUCCUCGAGCGUGUCGCGGCCGACGUGAAGGCUUACGAACAGGAGAAUGUGGACACUUUUGAGGCCAACAUCAAGGCCAAGCACAAUCUUCUUGCCCAGGAGAAAGACGGGGCAAUUCCGAAGAAACCUUCAGCUCCUGACAUGUUUACAGAGUCAGAUGACAUGUUUGCGGCAUACUUUGACAGUGCCAGGCUGCGAGCAGCAGGCAUUGGUAGGGACUUCAAAGAGAACCCCAGCCUCAGAGACAACUGGACAGACGCAGAGGGGUAUUACCGGGUGAACAUCGGUGAGAUGUUGGAUAAGCGUUAUGACGUGUACGGUUAUACCGGGCAGGGUGUGUUCAGUAACGUGGUCCGGGCUCGGGACCUGGCCCGCGCCAGUCAGGACGUGGCCGUGAAGAUCAUACGCAACAACGAGCUCAUGCAGAAGACUGGCCUCAAAGAGCUGGAUUUCCUCAAGAAACUGAACGACGCAGACCCCGACGACAAGUUCCACUGCCUGCGCCUCUUCCGGCACUUCUAUCACAAGCAGCACCUAUGCCUGGUGUUCGAGCCCCUCAGCAUGAACCUGCGCGAGGUGCUGAAGAAGUACGGUAAAGACGUGGGCCUCCACGUUAAAGCUGUUCGCUCCUACAGCCAGCAGCUGUUCCUGGCCCUCAAGCUUCUGAAGCGCUGCAACAUUCUCCACGCCGACAUCAAGCCUGACAAUAUCUUGGUGAACGAGUCCAAGACCAUACUCAAGCUCUGUGACUUUGGCUCUGCCUCCCACGUGGCCGAUAACGACAUCACGCCAUAUUUGGUCAGUCGGUUCUACAGGGCACCUGAGAUCAUUAUCGGAAAACCGUAUGAUUAUGGAAUUGACAUGUGGUCUGUGGGAUGCACGCUGUACGAGCUGUACACAGGGAAAAUCCUCUUCCCUGGAAAAACUAACAACCAUAUGCUCAAGCUUGCCAUGGACCUUAAAGGGAAAAUUCCCAACAAGAUGAUCCGGAAAGGGCUGUUCAAGGACCAGCACUUUGAUUCCAACCUGAACUUCCUGUACACGGAGGUAGAUAAAGUUACUGAGCGGGAGAAAGUGACUGUGGUGAGCAGUAUCAACCCCACUAAAGACUUGCUAGCAGAUAUGGUGGGUCACCAGAGGCUCCCCGAGGACCAGAGGAAGAAGGUGGCUCAGCUCAAAGACCUCCUGGACCAGAUCCUGGUGCUGGACCCUGCUAAGAGGAUCAGUAUCAACCAGGCUCUACAGCACACGUACAUCCAGGAGAGGGUGUGACCACCUCGCAGGACACACGGCACCAAGCACUACACAAAAAACAUGUCUGCCAUCCAAACGGACGUCAGCAGAUGUGACUCAGAAGAGACGUUUUAAUAUUUAAGUAACGUUGCUGCUUUUUAUGUCUAAGCAGCCGUACUGUGACGGUUUCAUUUUAAAUUUACGAUACGUUGCUAAAGUAUUCGUCCUUGCCGGCCUGCCAGUGUAUAUAUUCAAUGAACUGCAGGGUGCUUCACAGGCUGAAAUACUUCUUCAGGCCUAUUUGUUUGUUUAUUUAUUGUUUUCUUUUUCAUUCUCGCAGUUGUUCUCCAUGCACCCUGCAGCUCAUUAUCCUUUCUAUACGUUCAGAAGACAAAAAUCUUUGAUACUUUUACGGAGACUUUAGACCUGUAAAUAUGGCAGUGUUCCAGUAAUCUAAGCCACCCCUUACACUGUAUCAUGUGUUAUCAGGUCAGUAUAAAUGCUGUGUAUAUCCACGUCUCCCUCAGGUGUUUAGAGCGAGGGCGCCCCCAGCUGUGCGGGCAUGUAGGUGUUUGUCUGCUGAAAUCGAAGUUCUUGAGCCCUACCUGAGCCCUCCUGCAGUGCAGACAGGUUGUGUUCCUCUGUUAGUACACGUAAGGUAAGCAUGCCCCCUCCCCCCACUCCCAGGAACGCCGUUGUACCCGUGUGGUGAAUUCACAGACUGCUUUGGCAUCUGCUGUACAGGAGAGGGGCGGAUGAACGUCCGCUGUCCCUCACCAUUUACUCCACAGAGCCAAAGGCCAAGACUAAGCUCGAAGACAAGCUUGGUUUGACUAAAUCUGAGCAGGGUAGUUACACUCACUGUUGAGGGCAAGAUUUAAGACGAGACUGGAGUCUUGCGGGAACUGGCGUCUGCGAUGUCCUGCCUCUGAGCGUAAAGCCUGUUCAGGGUCUGAUCCUCUCAGCACAUAUGCUCUCUGACAGUUCUCAUGGUCUAACCCAGUACUCUCUCAAGGUACGCAUGUGUGUGUAAGUGUGUGACGUCAACCAAGUCCUUCACUGUGUACCUCUGUGUGUGGCCCUUGGGUCUGAUGUGAUCGUGUUGUCUUUUGAUACAGGAGUAUACCUCAUCUGCUCUGUCAACCUGCUUGUUUUGAGGGGUAAUUGCUUCUUUAUUUCAUAUCACUUUGUUGUUCAAAUAAGAGAUAGUGAAAAGACUAGCUCACGCUGGAACUGUUUUUGUAUCCCUUUUGCAAAAAAAAAAAAAAACCUUCCCUGCAUGGUAACGACUAGCUUGCAUUUAACUGUAAAUUCACAAUAUAUGUUAUUAUAAAACAAUAUAAAAUAAAGAUGUUUGUGGUGCAGAAAAAGUAAGAACACGUGGUUGUAGACCUCCCAAGAGGUCCUGUCUGUCUUUUACACACUCUUAUCAGAAAUAUAAGUUGCUCUGUGCUGUACACUGACACUAACCCUGUUUGUGAUGUUUCUCCCACUUUUCCUGUGGUUGCUGAGAGAGAGAGAGAGAUAGUAAUCUCCAGCCACAGGAGGCUCUUCUCUGUGCACCGUCCUCCAGCCUGCCUCUGCUUUCAGAGAGACGAGACCUCCACAAGACCCCUUAUCCAGGUCCCUUCUAAAGGCAUGUGUAGCUCCAACACAGCACCACAGAGCUGAGAGGAACUUCAGAUGGGAGGAUUAGAAUUUAACUUGAAUACUAAGACCCUAAAGUCUCCUUGACACUACACUUGGAUGAAUAGUUACUGGUUGCAAGGACACUUGCAGGUGUUUGGGAGCACUGCCCCUUGUGGCGUGCAAGAGUACUGCGAGGAGGUUGUGACGUGUGUACCGUGCAAAGAAACCAAGCCCUCAUGGUUUGCUGUAUUUCUAGUCCUGUGGUUUCUGAACAGCCAUGCCGUUAGUGCAUGUGACCACAAACUCUAGGCCUACAGAGUCCUUACUUAUCUUAAAGGUCUUCUCCAGUGUUAAACCUCAUAAUUAAUGUACUUUUGGCAUUCAGAGUAGUUUAAAACCACAUUGUUUUGACAAAACAAACAAUCUUAAAGCAUUUUAAAGUUCCAGACAGCUCAAUCUCUAAUACCUCAGAACUAUAAUUUACUAUAAUAAAGUAAUUUAAGCACCCUAAAAACUGCUCCAAACACUCAAUAAAACAAAAUCAAGUUAAUCCCACAUGACAUUUGUAGCGUAAAUUCCUUUAGAGCAUAGUAUUCAUUAAGUGUGAAUUAUGUAAUAACACUGAAACUAGUUUAAAAGGUAAAUACAAGUGUGAGGACUGAGAGACCGGACUCACCAGUGGACCGUUGAAGUGUAGGGGCUGUGUGAUGUGACCCCGUGUCUCGGGAUGGACUGUUCCAGGUCCCUUAAAGACCCCAUUGUGAAUCCAGAUCAUGACUGAGACUGUCAAUCAGGACAGUCUCCAUUACACAGACAUGGAUAACAGGAAUGUGGGGAUCUGCACAACAGUGAUUUGGUUGUUUGUAGUUGUAAAAGGUACAAAAAUAUAAUGACAAAUAUUCCUUGGACAUGAAGCUGGUUUCCCCAAACUGAAUAACGCAUCGUCUCACAUUUACCAUUCAGUAACUUCACAGACCUGUGCCUACAUGUUCUCAGAGGGGCACACGUGCAGGCUGACGUUAAUGGCUGCCCCAGUUUCAGGAACGUGUGCUCUUCACUAUAUCCACACUGCAAAAGAUACUGGUUCAUUUGUUCUCUGUAUUCUAGGUGCUGUCCAAUAGAGAAGACUUAAAGGAACCACACCUGACCAAAGGUUUCUGUUUUAGAGCCAGAUUUCAUUUAUCUGCUUAUUUACUUAUUUUAUAUGAGCUUGAAUUUGUCUACCUUUAAGGAGAGGUAUGGACUCUACAUGCAGGUGUAUAUGCAGGUUGUUUUAGAAAUCAGAACACACUGACUACUGGCACUACCAAAGACAGUUUGGAGACCCAUACUGGGUUUCAGCUGAAGAACCUCAGGUCUAAAGCAUCUGGGCUAGUUAAAAGCUAGAGCUACACCCUGCCACCUGCAGCAUCUGAUCAACAUGUUUCUUUAGCUAUAUCACACAAUGUUAAUUUGGAGGUAUGUAGCCAGACAAUGUUAAUUUGGUGGUAUGUAGCCAAAUUGACCAUCAGAAAGGUAAUAAAAUUUUUUAAUUACUGACAUGUUCAUGUUUUUAUUCAUGAUCCUGAAGACUAACCUUAAUUUAUGAAUUUCUUUGUUUUAAGGUAAGUCAACGUUUCCUUCCUGUUAUAAGCACUGUUAAAGACACCCAAGCCUGGACGGUUGAAGACUCCCAAGCCUGGAUGGUUAAAGUCUCCAACUCCUUCCACUCAGAAUAAUGACCUCAGUACAUUUGAAAUUAACUGGGGUUUUUUUUUUUAGUAGUAGUAAUCAUACUCAUUUGAAUGUUGUGGAAUAUAUAUAAGGCAUUAGUAGAUUGUAUGUAAAUAUAUGUAAACACCAAUAAAUAGUUCCAUUGUUUUU